Molecule: messenger RNA, 4178 nt
Organism: Sinocyclocheilus anshuiensis
Lineage: Eukaryota; Metazoa; Chordata; Actinopteri; Cypriniformes; Cyprinidae
Product: ras-associated and pleckstrin homology domains-containing protein 1-like
Exons: 15
Coding region: 38-3895 (1285 amino acids)
Biological process (GO): signal transduction
Cellular component (GO): cytosol; plasma membrane
Source: RefSeq, a predicted model, not a curated record
GACUGAAACAGAAAAAAAACACUAUACCAAAGCAGAUAUGGAGCAGGCAUCAGAUGAUGAGUUGGACCAUGCUGCUGAAGAAGACAGCGAUAAGGAGGACCAGGAUCUGGACAAGAUGUUUGGCGCCUGGUUGGGAGAACUGGACAAGCUCACAGAGAGUUUGGAUGAUGGGCAUCCUGAGAAAAUGCAGAAAGCUCCUCUCAGACAGGAAACAAACCUUGCCAACUUCUCCUACCGUUUCUCUAUGUACAACAUCAACGAAGCCAUUAACCAAGGUGAGACAGUGGACCUGGACGCCCUCAUGGCUGACCUGUGUUCAAUAGAACAAGAGCUCAGCACUAUCGUCAAACCCAUGAGCAAGACCUCAGAUGGCAAAUCUAGACAAAGACCCACAGGCCGCUCGGCCAGCACCAAACACACCGGAGGGGGCAGCAGUGGAGGAAGCACCAGCAGCAGCACCAGAGCUUCUCCUGCUUCCACCGUACGCGGUGGCAGCAGCCAGUCACGGCCCCUGGCCUCCAACAUCUCCCUGGAAGACAUCACCGCUCAGCUAGAAAAGGCAUCCCUGAGCAUGGACGAGGCAGCGAGGCAGACUUCUGAAUCUUCCUCCUCAUCCUCCUCCUCAUAUUCAUCUGCAACUCUGUCUCACCCGCCUUCUAACACACAUCAUCGCCGCACAGGAUCGGUUGGUACGGUCAGUGACCAGGAAGUGCGCUCGAUCGGUCAUUCGUCCAGGUCAAGCAUCAAUUCUGCCUCGGCGUCCAGCAUGGACUCACUGGACAUUCGAGGGCAGGAGAAUGAGGUGCAGUCACAGAAUCAGAACCAAAGCCAGCCUAGCACAGAGCACUCGUAUCUGGACAGGGAGACCUCUCUGAUUCUGAAAAACAUUGCAGGAAAACCCUCUCACCUGCUGACCAAGGAGGAGCAGGCUGCCAAAGCGAAGGCUGAGAAAAUCCGUGUGGCACUAGAGAAAAUUAAAGAAGCCCAGGUGAAAAAGCUGGUGAUACGUGUACACAUGUCAGAUGAGAGCUCAAAGACCAUGAUGGUGGAUGAGAGGCAGACGGUCAGGCAGGUGCUGGACAGUCUGCUGGAUAAAUCUCACUGUGGCUACAGUCCGGACUGGGCUCUGGUUGAGACCAUACCUGAGCUACAGAUGGAGAGAAUUUUUGAAGACCAUGAGAACCUGGUGGAGAACUUGCUCAACUGGACCAGAGACAGUCAAAACAAACUCAUGUUCAUUGAACGGAUUGAAAAGUAUGCACUUUUCAAAAAUCCACAGAACUAUUUACUUGGGAGGAAGGAGACCUCUGAGAUGGCAGACAGAAGCAAGGAGGCACUGCUGGAGGAAUGUUUUUGUGGAAGCUCAGUGUCUGUUCCUGAAAUCGAGGGAGUGUUGUGGUUGAAGGAGGAUGGCAAAAAGUCUUGGAAGAAGCGCUACUUUCUUCUGAGGGCAUCUGGCAUCUAUUUUGUGCCGAAGGGCAAAGCCAAGGCUUCAAGGGAUUUGGUGUGCUUCCUGCAGUUGGACCAUGUUAAUGUUUAUUAUGGUCAGGACUACCGGAGCAAGUACAAGGCCCCCACUGACUACUGCCUGGCUCUCAAGCACCCUCAGAUCCAGAAGAAGUCACAGUAUAUCAAAUACUUGUGCUGUGAUGAUGUCAGAACUCUACACCAAUGGGUCAAUGGCAUUCGUAUUGCUAAGUAUGGGAAGCAAUUGUAUGUGAACUAUCAGGAAGCCAUGAAGCGCACAGAGGCUGCCUAUGACUGGUCUUCUCUCUCCAGCACCAGCAUCAAGUCGGGAACAAGCUCAGUCAGUAUACCUGAGUCACAGUCAAACCACUCUAGCCAGGCAGACAGUGGUAUGUCAGAUGGUACUUCAUCCUCCCAUGCCCGCUCCCAGAGUGUAGUCAGUUCAAUCUUCUCUGAGGCCUGGAAGAGAGGGACACAAAUAGAGGAGAGCACAAGGGCAAGGCCAGAAUCAAUCCGUUCUACCCAUUCAAGCCAUAGCAGCCAUUUGCAGUCACAGCCUGUACCACCUCCACCUCCCAUAAUGCCAAUGCAGUCACAGCCUUUACCACCUCCUCCUCCCAUAAUGCCCUUGCAGUCACAGCCUUUAUCACCUCCUCCUUCCAUAAUGCCUGUGCAGUCACAGCCUUUACCACCUCCUCCUCCCAUAAUGCCCAUGCAGUCACAGCAUUUACCACCUCUUCCACCCAUAGUGCCAAUCCAGUCACAACCCCUGCCACCUCCUCCACCCAUAGUGCCAAUCCAGUCGCAGCCUUUCCCACCUCCUCCACCCCCUCUUCAGGCUAAUAGCCUUACCCCUCCUCCACCAACCUUUACAGUACAGGCACAUUUCAUAUCCAAUGGACACAAGCAGGUCCUUGCCCACAAAUUUCCCAAUGUACCCCAGGAUGUAAUACCACCAGCCAAUCAGAUCCAUUCACCUCUCCCUCCACCACCACUACCAUCAGCACCUACACUCCCUCCUCAACAGCAUACAGCUCCAAAUCCACCACCACCGCCUCCUCCACCACCUCCAUCAGCUCCCAUGCAGCUGCCAAUUCAUCCUGCAGUUUUGCCCAAAACUUUCACUGGUGGAUUUCCACCCCAGACAGCACCAAAACCUUCGUAUGGCAUUCUUCCGGUAUCCCCAGUAGCUCCAUCACCUCAAACUCCAGCACCACCACCACCACCUCCUCCUCCACCACCUCCAGCACCAUUGAAGAACCAACCCCCACAUACACUACCCAAGCAACACAGCAUCUCCAAGACACUACCCUUCUCCAGCCAAACCUCAUCAGUGCCAUCUCUGGUUAAGCAGCUUGCUAGCCAGUUUCCUGUUGCAUCUCCUGCAAUGACCAAUCAAACUGAGUCACAAAGUCACAAAACUCCUCAGUCCCCACCUGCAGUGAAGGCUAAACCAAAAUGGCAGCCUGUAGGUCAAGGCCAGCAGCAACAGAGGUCACCUGAAUUUCCACCGCCGCCUCCAGAGAGUACCCUUGCCUUUCCUUCACCACCACCACCUCCUCCUCCUCCUCCUCUUCCUAUGUCAGGCUCCCCUAUCAUAAAAUCCCCCUCUGGCUCAUCUGCAGGGGUCAAGAAACCUCCACUGACUCCUCAGCGCAACUCCAGUGUGAAGUACAAUGCCUCUGUGGAGUACCAGGAUUCCCGCAGGAACUUGGUGAGCAAGUUAAACCCUAGUUCUGCUUCAUCAUCGACAACAACCUCUAGUAGCUCACCCUCCAAGGAGCUUUCUACAGGUCCUCGUGCACCCCCCAAUCCAGGGAAGCUCAAUCUGUCAAAUCUUCCUUUGGCUUUGCAGAACAAAUUGAAUCAGAACCGCCAAUCGACUGCAGAUUUCCCAUCCCCUCCACCCCCAGAAAAUGACAUCUUCCCCCCUCCCCCACUGGAGUCUGACCUUCCUCCACCACCGCCCCUUCCAGGUGAUCCAAAUGGUUUGUCUCCGAAGGUGGCUGUGGUCAAUCCUCAGCCCCAGCCUGCUUGGGGCAAGAGUUCCCUGAAGAAGACGCAACCUCCAGCAUCAAUUCGCUGUAGCAACACUAUUAGAGGGUCUCCACCACUCUCACCCCCUUCCAUAAAAGGGUGCCCUAUUCCCCCUUCUUCUUCCAAAGGCACCACACAGCCAAACUUCUUGGAGGACCUUAACAAGACACUGAAACGCAAGUCCUCGCGAGUCUCUGGAGACAAAUUGGACCCUGUGGCCACAAUGGAUGACAUGGCUUUGCCACCACCUCCACCUGAGCUUCUGCAUGAUCAACUGAGACACAGUGGUAGUGGCUUCAUGUCCGGGAAUAUCUCAGGCUAUGCAACGCUACGGCGAGGGCCGCCUCCUGCCCCACCCAAGCGGGACCACAGCACCAAACUCACAAACUAGAAAACUGCAACUUUUCCUGGACACUCUUGCUUGCUAUUUUCAUGUCUGUGUCAUAGAGUUGUAGAGGAGAAAGCCAUCAUUUUGUUGAUAUGCUCAGCUUUUUCUGUACAAAACAGCUCAAGAAGUUUCAGCUUUACUGUGACUUUGUGACAGUGCAUAAGUUCCAGUUCCAAACAACUGAGUGAUUCCACUUCAACACCUUGGUACUGCAUGGAAGACAAAACUACAUUAAACUAUUAAUCUUAUUGUUUUUUGGGAAGACAAACGUUUUGAACUUUGGGGU